UGAACCGAUCUUCCCAACGCAACGCUAUCAUUAACGCCCAUGAGCUACAUGCGAUUUAUGACCUCCUGCGGUUCCUGUUUUUUUCCUUACAUGCUGCACUUUUGCUGAGGGGGUUGCUCUAGCAUUAUUGCAAAAAGAAACGGAUAUGUUCAAUUUCAAAGCGAAUGAUUUUAGUUUUGAGUGCGUGGUCCGCAUGGGAACAACGGAUGGCUUGCAGGAAUGACAGAUCAUUGUGCCUUUGAUGCAGUAAGAGGGUUAAUGUUUGAUAGCAGAAAGCCCCUAGAAACGAUCCUGUCAUCUUGCACAGCUUCAUGUAUGUCCUGAUCAUCUGCACUUUAACGGUCUCCACGUUCCUCCCACUGCUGCGUUAAACCAGUCACAGCACGGCUAGUAUUACAAUGGACACAGAUUCCAUCCACUCUGGUUAUUCCCACCACUCCAGCAGGUCACGUGGGUCAAACAAGCAGAGUGAACGCAGCAGCAGGGAUCGGCACAAGUCACACAGUCGAGACAGCAGCAGCCGCUCAGACAAAAAUGUCACCAUCAGUGCAUCAUCAGCUCAGCCGCAUCAGCCGGAUCAAAGCUCCGCCCCCACAGACGCCCAGGACGACAACUGGGGCGAAACCACCACAGCGGUCACUGGAACAUCAGACCACAGCUUGUCUCAGGAGGAUUUGGCUGGCUUCGGGAAGGAGACGGAGGGUCCAGUAGAGAAACUGAAAUGUGUACGCUUCCUUCCUUUGGCCCUUUCCCUCCUCCUGGGCCUGCUGGUUCUGAUCACCCCUCUGUCCUUCCUGGUGCUGCCCAAGCUGAUGUGGCAUGAGCGCCUGAAGGCUUGUGAUACUGCCUGUGAAGGCCUGUUUCUCUCGCUGGCUUUCAAGCUCCUCAUUCUGCUGCUGGCUGGCUGGGCGCUGUUUGUGCGACCUGCACGAGCCUCCCUGCCCCGGAUAGCAGUGUUCCGCGCCCUGCUGGGGUUGCUCACUCUCCUCCUGCUGCUCUCCUAUUGGCUGUUCUUUGGAGUGCGCAUCUUGGAUUCACAGGACGAUAACUACCAAGGCAUAGUGCAGUUUGCAGUAUCACUGGUGGAUGCUCUGCUGUUCACCCAUUACCUGGCAGUAGUUCUGCUGGAGAUCCGGCAUCUGCAGCCCUGCUUUUCUCUCUGUGUCGUGCGCUCCACCGAUGGAGAGACUAACCACUACAACCUGGGACAGCUCAGCAUUCAGCGGGCAGCCCUGGUAAUUCUUGAGCACUAUUACAAGGAUUUCUCAGUUCACAACCCUGCCCUACUGACGGCUGCAAAGUCCAGGGCAGCUAAACAUCUGGCUGGGCUAAAAGUCUAUAAUGUAGAUGGUGCUGGUAGUGAUGCUGCAACCGCUCAAUCUCGGGCUAAAAUAGCAGCUGCUGCCCGACAGAGAGACACCAGCCACAAUGAGCUGUACUACGAGGAAGCAGAGCAUGACAGAAGAGUCCGGAAGCGCAAAGCACGGCUGGUCGUGGCAGUAGAGGAGGCAUUCACGCAUGUUAGACGGCUGCAGGAGGAGGAGAAAAAGAAGCCGCCAGGAGAUGAGAUGGAUCCACGUGAGGCUGCGCAGGCCAUCUUCCCCUCCAUGGCUCGAGCACUGCAGAAAUACCUGCGCACCACCCGUCAGCAGCACUGCCACAGCAUGGACAGCAUUCAGGCCCACCUGGCAUUCUGCAUUACAAACAACAUGACCCCAAAGGCAUUUCUGGAGAGCUAUCUGAUGACAGGACCCACAAUGCAGUACACGAGAGAGUGCUGGCAGACCCGGCAGUGGACGCUGGUCAGCGAAGCCUCGGUCACCAGUCCACUCCGUCACGGCUCUGAAUUCCAGCUCAAAUCAUCUGACUUCAGCUUAGUGGUCACCAGCAAAGCUAUCCCUCACCUCAAACUCAGCGAGGAGUACGUCCACCCCAAGUCCCACAAGUUUGUACUGGAGCUACAGUCAGAGACCUCUGUCUGAUGGAGUCAGAUGCUUUUGUCUGUUUGGUUUUGUACACUUGUAAAUUUUGGACUACUAUUAUUUUGUUUGAAAUUCUUUUUCACUUUUCCAGUUUAUAAAUGGCAUUUUACAUAAUGGAUGUAUUUUGAUACAACAUUUGUUUUUAACAAAAACAGAAGAGGAAAAAAAGAACAACAACAACUAAAUAUAUAUGUAUAUAUAUGUACUGUAUGUAUCCAGUUACCUAGUGCUGACUGGUGUGAUUGUGUGUUUGUGCUGUUUGUCUGUAUGUUUUUAGGCUUUUAAGUUUUUGCAAGCAAAUAGCAGAUAUUAUUUAGGAUAUCUAUGUUUGUGAAAUAUUAGUUUUUUAUUUUGUUGACCAUGACAUAAAUGAGCAUCAGAGCACACCGGAGAUUCUGUGAGAUCUAGUAUUACUGGAAACAUUGGUUAGAGAGUCCGUUAUAGUGGUAUAAUAGCCAAACCUACAUGAUCAUUUUCAGCCUGUUGGAUGGUUUGAUUUCUACCACUUUUAUAUGUUUGGAAGAAAAAUGGGUAAUAUAUUGUGUGGAAAAGAAAAAUCAUUUCAUUUGUGAUUAAUAAAUUGUGAUUAGUAAUUUGCCUCUUUUUUUGUGUUGUAAUUAAAUUGUAAAUAAGUUUUUUUUUUUUUUACGAAAAUAGUUUUUUUUUCAAUGUGUGUGUAUCAUGAUUAAAACAUUGAAUUGUGUUUGUAAAAUAUAAGCCCAUUAAUGCUGCCUAUCACAUUUAUAAACCUUGCUAUUUACCGUUUUUGUCCAAGCUUGGCGUUUUUUUGCUUAUGAAGCAAAAAUUAGAAAAAAAAAAAAACAUGUCAUUUUUUAUACUACUCUAGUGAAGUUUUCCACUAGAGGUUAUAUAUUAUUUUUGUGUAUUUAGAGCUAAUAAAAGUAUGUUUUGUAUUAUUUCUACUUUUUUUUUUAUGUUGUUAUGUUAUGUUACAGCAUAUAUUUUCCCAUUGCGUAUUGUCAGUUCUCUACUGUCAGAUCAUACAAACCCAUCCCAUUUGUUUGUCAGGAAUUAUCAACAUUAUAUGCCAUAACCUGUUACAAGCUACAAACCUGCUUCAAAUAUUUAUUAAUGUUACAUUUAUAAAGCUGAAAUAUUCCAGAUUUAUUUGACUGAAGAAGCUGUUUGUAUCAAUAGAGAGAAGUUCAAUAGAUUGUUUGUAUCAAUAGAGAGAAGUUCAAUAGAUCCUCUCAGAUUCUGUGACCAUAAAACAAACUGAACACAAGAGGCACAAGAGGUUUUUCAUCUAUUAAACUGAAAGUUCACUGUUUAAAAAUUGCCUUUAAAGAAGAGUCACAGAAGACUCAAUACUUUGCUUUGUGUUAAUGAAGAUGCUAGAGAGAGAGAGAGAGAAAAUUAUUCAGGGUAAAACAGAUUUCACAUUUCAAAUGUAACUUUCUGUGUUUGCUCUUUAGUGUAAUAAAGAGUGAGACGUUUUCUGGUAAGACUGGUCAAAGAUUAAAACCAGGACAUCUUGUGCCAAUUUUUUGAUUGUAUAAUACUUAAUAUUGGACAAAAGUAUUGGGAAUUUAUUUUCAUCAUAUGUUUUUCAAGAACAUGUUAUGAUUUGUGGUGAAUUCUUUUUUUAACUGGAAUUUGUUAUCUUCAGAGUUAUACAUGUAUCUGUGUAUGUGUGUGUGUGU
Molecule: messenger RNA, 3646 nt
Organism: Carassius auratus (goldfish)
Lineage: Eukaryota; Metazoa; Chordata; Actinopteri; Cypriniformes; Cyprinidae
Product: vang-like protein 1
Exons: 9
Coding region: 399-1982 (527 amino acids)
Biological process (GO): multicellular organism development
Cellular component (GO): membrane
Source: RefSeq, a predicted model, not a curated record